This is a messenger RNA of Asparagus officinalis (garden asparagus), 1481 nucleotides long. RefSeq names its product probable choline kinase 2. Gene Ontology annotation, cellular component: cytoplasm. The coding region runs from base 264 to 1319 and encodes 351 amino acids. Gene Ontology annotation, biological process: phosphatidylcholine biosynthetic process; phosphatidylethanolamine biosynthetic process. The record is from RefSeq and is a predicted model, not a curated record. Gene Ontology annotation, molecular function: ethanolamine kinase activity; choline kinase activity. NCBI's taxonomy places the organism in Eukaryota, Viridiplantae, Streptophyta, Magnoliopsida, Asparagales, Asparagaceae. The transcript has 8 exons.
GUGCAUUUUUGGGUGAACAAGAACAGGUACGUCACACAUCCCAACUCCCAAGCAAAACCCGGUAGCCGGCCACCUGCGGCCGCUCAUAUAAGAAACACCCCGCAUUUCCAGCGGGACCUCCUGAAGAACACCGCUCCUACGGAUGCUGUCUGCUUAGUCUCCUCCUUCGCUCGUCGAGUCCGCAGAUCCGAAGGUCUGUCUCGCCCCUCAGCCGACACGUGUCUCGAUCUCGCCCGUCCAUCCGCUGUGUUUCGUUUACCAAGAUGGUGGUUGUGGAGGUACCCGAACCCAUUGAAGAGCAGGAGAGAAUUCCUAAGGAGGCAAAGAAGAUCUUGCAUGAAUUGGCUUCAGAUUGGAGCGACGUGGCUGAUUUCAGAGCAUUAGAAGUAAUUCCACUGAAGGGGGCAAUGACGAAUGAGGUUUAUCAGAUCAAGUGGCCCACCGCAGGGAGAUCACGGAAGGUUUUGGUUCGGAUUUAUGGCGAGGGUGUUGACGUGUUCUUUGAUCGCGAGGAUGAGAUCCGCACAUUUGAGUGCAUGUCGAGGCAUGGGCAGGGGCCGCGAUUGCUCGGUAGGUUCUCUAAUGGACGAGUAGAGGAAUUCAUCAAUGCCAGGACUCUGUCAGCAGCUGACCUACGGGAUCCAGAUGUAUCCGCUCUCAUUGCAUUAAAACUGAGGGAGUUUCACUACCUUGAUGUUCCUGGUCCAAAGAAUGUUCUUCUAUGGGAACGAUUAAGAAAUUGGCUCGAAGCAGCCCAGAGUAGGUGUCCUUCUGAAGAAGCCGAGGAAUUUCGUUUAAAUGUCAUAGGGGAAGACAUCAAUACUUUGGAAAAAUUACUGUCAGAAGAAGGUCAGAGGAUAGGAUUUUGCCAUAAUGAUCUCCAGUAUGGCAAUAUUAUGAUUGACGAACAGACCAGGCAGAUAACAAUAAUAGACUAUGAAUAUGCAACUUUCAAUCCUGUCGCAUAUGACAUUGCUAAUCACUUUUGUGAGAUGGCUGCUGAUUAUCACACAGAAACACCUCAUGUUCUGGAUUAUACUAAGUACCCAGAUCUUGAGGAGCGGAAGAGAUUUGUCCAGGUCUAUCUCAGGUCUUCAGGUUCAGAUAAGGAAGCACAAGAUGCGGAAGUUGAAAAUCUGCUCCAGUAUAUAGAGAAGUAUACUCUUGCAAGUCAUCUUGUGUGGGGACUUUGGGGAAUAAUUUCCGCACAUGUAAAUGAGAUCGACUUCAAUUACAUGGAGUACGCAAGGCAGAGGUUCCAGCAGUACCGGCUGAGGAAGCCCCUAAUACCGGGAACUGGAUCUGAUUCUGUACAAUGAAUGCUCCGACGCGGCUGUAGUUUUAUCUGUAAAUACACUGAUGAUAUAGUUUGUCAAUAAAAUCAUACGAUUGGGUUAUGGCAUAGAGUCUUCAACGUAGUCCUAUUGAAAUUGAUGUUCUUUCACUUCCUGAUUUAUUCAAGGCGGUGGUUUUGUGUCCCA